AUGCCUGAAAAUCUGGUUACGCCAAAACAAGGAGCCACGCAGUUCGGUUUUGAUUUGCCGUUUUCGGCUUGUGGGUUGGCAAAGGAGCAGGAAGUUCAAAGAAAUCACAAUGAAUUUUUUAUAUCCCCAGCCUUUACAAUAUUUCUAAGCCUUGAGUAUCCUGCAGCAAGCACUUCUGCAGAUCAUGAAAGUGAUGAUGAUUCAUAUGAAGUACUGGAUUUAACACAAUAUGCCAGACGUCACCACUGGUGGAAUCGUGUAUUUGGCCGGAAUUCAGGACCAAUUGUAGAAAAAUAUUCUGUAGCUACACAGAUUGUAAUGGGCGGAGUGACUGGCUGGUGUGCGGGAUUUUUGUUCCAGAAAGUCGGAAAGCUUGCAGCAACUGCAGUAGGUGGUGGCUUUCUUCUGCUUCAAAUUGCUAGUCAUAGUGGAUAUGUGCAAGUUGACUGGAAAAGAGUUGAAAAAGAUGUAAACAAAGCAAAAAAACAGCUUAAAAAACGUGCAAAUAAGGCAGCGCCCGAAAUCAAUACUCUAAUUGAAGAGUCGACAGAGUUCAUCAAACAGAACAUCGUGGUGUCCAGCGGCUUUGUUGGAGGCUUUUUGCUAGGCCUUGCAUCUUAAGGCGCCGGGCGCCUCGUGGCCGUGACUUUGCCGUCCGCGCGGCGCGGCUGCGUGAGCCGCUGCCACGGAGCGGCCGGCUGCCCGGGCCCUGCGGCGCCGCGCGCACGGACUAGCCGGGCACUUGGGAAGCUUGUCCAUUUUAGCCUUUUGCCUUUCGAAGCUUGGCAAAACUAGGAGCUGCUCCAAAACUGUGCAGUGUGCUCGUUAUCGCGUUCCUGGGCAGAACUGCUUCACCUUCACCAUGACUCUUUAUCUAUGACCGUUCAAGAUGUAGCAUUUUAAAAAUGUUAGUCUUGGAAUGUAGAUAAGUGACCACAUCAUAAGAAGGAAAUCCCAUUUCCAUGUUCUGGGUUUUUUUUUUUUUUUUUCAAAUGUUUAUUUUAAAAGUUUUUUCUUCAUGCUGUAUUGUAAACUAUCAAUGACUACAUAAUGUAUAUGAUAUUGUAAUUUUAGCCUCAUGGCUGACCAUGUUCCUUAGAAAUCACUGCAAUAAUAUAUAAAUCUGUAAUACCUUUUUACAGAGUAUUAAGUAAUGAAGAAUCAUGAGCUCAUUAAAGGCAAAAAUCAACUUUGA
This is a messenger RNA of Nothoprocta perdicaria, 1195 nucleotides long. It is a transcript of the gene FUNDC1, whose product is annotated as FUN14 domain containing 1. Gene Ontology annotation, biological process: autophagy of mitochondrion. NCBI's taxonomy places the organism in Eukaryota, Metazoa, Chordata, Aves, Tinamiformes, Tinamidae. The record is from RefSeq and is a predicted model, not a curated record. The transcript has 7 exons. Gene Ontology annotation, cellular component: mitochondrial outer membrane. Bases 1 to 621 code for a protein of 206 amino acids.